Capronia coronata CBS 617.96 is the source of this 2982-nucleotide messenger RNA. RefSeq lists its product as uncharacterized. Gene Ontology annotation, molecular function: RNA polymerase II cis-regulatory region sequence-specific DNA binding; DNA-binding transcription factor activity, RNA polymerase II-specific; zinc ion binding. The transcript has 2 exons. The coding region runs from base 1 to 2982 and encodes 993 amino acids. Gene Ontology annotation, biological process: DNA-templated transcription; regulation of transcription by RNA polymerase II. Lineage: Eukaryota; Fungi; Ascomycota; Eurotiomycetes; Chaetothyriales; Herpotrichiellaceae. Gene Ontology annotation, cellular component: chromatin. The record is from RefSeq and is a predicted model, not a curated record.
AUGGACCCUAGACAAUCACUAUCGAGGACAACGUCGUCCAACGUUGGAACACCUCAGAACACCUACCAAGCGAACACGAUGGCUUCUGCGUACGCUAUGCCUCCAUACCAGAACAACACCCAUCUUCCGCCGAUCAACUACUCUCAGCUGCCCCCUGCAAACCAGGGCUACAUGCAACAGCAGUACCGCAAUGACCUGCCGCGUUACACGUCUGCCCCGAACACUGCGCCCGUUGCUUCACCUGCUCCGGACAGCAGAUACCAUUCCCACAUGAAUCCGCAGGGUCCCAUGGGCGGGCUGCCUCCUUCUUCUGUGCUACCGCAACCUCAAUCUCAACAGGCGCAGGCGCAGCAGCCACAACAACAGCAGCAGCAGCACCAGCCGCCUCAGCACCAGGGUUAUCAGGGACAACCACAAGCGCGUCAAUCAUACCCGCAACCUCUUGCUCCUGCACCUCCUCGUCCCAACCUCGACUCUCUCGGUCCUGCAUACGGUCAACCCGACAACCGCCAGCAGGCAUGGUCCGGCGCCGAAUCCAUGCCCGGCAUGGCCACUGAUGUUGGUCGAGACCCCACGAGAACACAUGUCGUGGGAUCGCAAGGAAGAAGAGGCAUCUUGCCCAGUGCGCCAGGACGUCCUCCUGUCAUGGCCAAUGGUGUUAACGGAUCCCCGAAGAGCGCCGUGCCGCAGAAGGAUGCCGACGGCAAAUUUCCUUGCCCGAAUUGCACAAAGACCUAUCUCCAUGCAAAACAUCUGAAGCGACACAUGUUGAGACACACCGGUGAUCGACCGUACAUGUGUGUGCUUUGUAACGAUACGUUCUCCAGGAGUGAUAUCCUGAAGCGUCACUUUCAGAAAUGCUCGGUUCGACGUGGCAACCCAACAGGAGCGAGCCAUUUGUCAAACCCGGCAGCUCACAUCAAGAAAUCCCAGCAAGCCGCUGCUAAAGCAGCCACGGCGUCCCCCGCCAGCGCGAACACGCCGUCCAGCGCGGUCAUGACCAAUCCCCCAUACACCUCUGCCCCCAUGAGCAGCACGUCCGCACCUACCACGAGUGCCCCGGCGCCGGGAAUGGGCUACGCCAUGCAAUCCAACAGCCAGGCAGACAUGCAACGCCAAGCUCAGUCGAUGCAACCAGGUUCAGGCCCGGGGUCCAUGGAUCCCAACGCUAACAACUCUUGGUCGAUGCACAACCCAAGAAACAGUCAGUUGAUGUACCAUUCGACUUCGACUCCUCCAGACCACUACGGCAUGCAGCCCGGCGGGGGGGAAGACAAGCGCAAUGUCAUGCCUCAGCCUCAUCAUAUGGGGGAUGAAUGGAACCACAUGUUCCAGCCUGGCGGAUCCGAAGGAUACAUGAACCCCAUGUUUGGAGGUUAUGACCAAUCCCAGAACGAUGUGAAGAAGGAGUUUGAGACUCAUGAAGGUGGAUCGAAUGGCUAUUACAUUCCCUCUACGAGCCUUGGAGCUGAUGGUACGCUUGGACCCCCUCUCUGGAAUCUGCAUGCAUCUCAGCAAGACUUGUUCCAAGCCAAGGUGAACUCACUGUUAACGUUUGUUUUCCCUGGUGGACUACAGGAAUCGCUCCAAGAGCAACAAAAUAACCUCAACAUUCAAUCCUGCCUGACCGUCGAUGCCAUCCAACAUUUCCUCGAACUGUUCCCGAACUAUCAAGGCCAUUUCCCUUGGCUUCAUCUGCCGACCUUCAAUCUCUUGACCGCCCAUGACGGCCUCGUUCUUGUGAUGAUUUGUAGUGGGGCGGUUUACUCUGACCGCGUCUCUCAAACUGUGGUGCGAGCUCUCAUGCAGUUGGUGAAGCGCGCCAUCGAACGCAACUCACAAGUCCUCAAAGUCCUCGAACUGGGAUCUGCUCAGACCCAGUUCUCCCCAUCAGGAGUGGAGUUCGAAGAACUUCUUGCGCUGCAGAUUCUACAGACCUUGUUUGUAUGGCAUGGGGGUCCGGAAGAGCGAGCUCUGGCGCGUGCGGAAAGUCGGCGAGUGUUGUACUUGGUCCGCCAGUUCAACAUGUUGACUUUGGCCGGCCCGGGCGAUCCUUUUGCCUACAGCUAUCUCCACAGCCUUCAACCAGGCGAGGAAGCCGAUCCGUCUUUGUGGGAAUGGCGCUCCUGGGUGGAACAAGAAAAACGAUCGAGACUGAUGUUCAUGGUCUAUCUGUGGGAUGCAGCCAUGUGCAUCUACUUCAAUAUGCCACCCCAGUUCUCCUCGGCCGAGAUCAAAUUGCCACUUCCUUGCGAUGAUGCGGCAUGGGAAGCUCCGGACGCCGAGACUUGUGCGCAAGCACUGGGGCUACGAGGUCCGGCGGCCCAGUCGAGGAUCAAUACCAGCGGCUCACUCAGACUCAAACAGCUGGAGAUGCAUCAUGCAAUGAGUGCACUCCAUAGCACGUCGGUACUCAUGCAGCCACGCACCACCAAUGUCUACUCGAAGUUCAUCCUGAUCCAUGCACUUCAUGUGGAGAUAUGGCAAAUUCAGCGUCAAAGAUCUUUUGCCAGUCCGUCGGCUUCUACCGAACGUGCUGGUGCUGGCGAUUCCACGUUUGACGAGACCAACAGCAUGUACAACUCGGUCGACCUUGCUCUCGCUCGAUGGAAACAAGCCUGGGAUCAAGACUAUGCUUUACAGUACCCACCAGACAACGGUCACCACUCCAUGCCAAAGCGUCUUGGCUUUUGUCGAGAUGGCGUUCUGUUCUACUGGCUUGCCCGUGCUUUGAUGCAAACCAACCGGAUGCUUGAUUGGCAGUUGCCUGCUGACGAACGGCUCCGACAAGUCCUCCAUGGACUGAAAAAGGCACGAGAAUGGAGCAGCACUGAUUCGGCCCGCCGAGGCGAAGAACCCGGCAGUGUGGCCUACAUUGACGAUGAUUAUGCUUCUACCGCCCUGGAGCUGGACAUGAGGAAGCUUUUCCGUCCUCUGCAAGCGAUUCCUGACAACUCCGAUUCGUCCGUCCUAGCGUCCUAG